Molecule: messenger RNA, 628 nt
Organism: Annulohypoxylon truncatum
Lineage: Eukaryota; Fungi; Ascomycota; Sordariomycetes; Xylariales; Hypoxylaceae
Product: glucose-repressible gene protein
Exons: 3
Coding region: 210-425 (71 amino acids)
Source: RefSeq, a predicted model, not a curated record
GAUGACGUACUGUACUUGCUCACAAGACGUCCCUAGUGCUAUCCUUACGUACUACCCAAGACCUUUCAUAUAAGAACCUCUUCAUCUUCCUCAAUUCGUAUUUCUCUCUUCUCUAUCAUCACCACCAACAACUCACACUUCAACUACCAAGAUUAUUCAAUCACAUUCAACAAUCAACCUCAAACCAAACAACCAACCAAACCAUCACCAUGGACAAGAUUCAGAACGCCGCUAACUACGUCACUGACACUGUCAAGGGUGCCGCCAGCACCACCUCCAAGGAGGCCAACAAGGAGGUUGCCAAGGACAACAACGCCAACCUCGGCACUCGUGCCUCUGCUGCCAAGGAUGCCGUAGGCGACAAAGUUGACGAGAAGAAGCACAACACUUCUGCCGACGUCAACAAGGAGGCUGCCAAGCACUAAACUCUUUGUUGUAGCCAACUUAAACUACACGAUUGUACGAUUGAGAUGAUCGGGGGUUUGUGAUUACAUGGGCGUAUCGGAACAAACAGAAGGUUUCCUUUGUCGAGAUGGCAUGGGAUGAUGGAAUCAAUUCCCUAGAGAUAAAUAUUCUUGGUCAGGCUCUACAAUACCCCUAAGGUAGCUCAUUACAAUUUGUAUUAGCC